AUGAGUUACAAAAGUUCCACCUCAGAUGAUACUGCGAGAAAGGCAAAAUCAAAGGAAGGAAAAUCAAUGAUAGCACCACUUGCGGCUACCACAAAGCUAACUUCCCCAGCGGCGGACAACACACAGAGCUGUCGAUAUAGCGCCCCUGUCAAAAUGCUCGAUCGCAGCUCAUCAACUAGGUCAGAUAAAACGCUGUCCAGCAUCGCGAAAGUAAAGAAUAAAAAGGACAACGGUUUGCCAGUGACAUGGCGAAAAGAUCUGUAUGGUGCAAAGCCCGGAUCUGCCCAAGCAAGGUUAGAAAACCUUCGCGCAACUCUGGAAAAAGAAAUCGAAGAAAAAGCAAUAUCCAAAGCUGCCUCAAGCAUACCAGCUAAGCGCUUUAAAGAUGGGAAAAGUCCUCCAAAUGAAAAGGUAGCCAAAACUUCUGGUGCCAGCCAGUGUAGCUCGGGUGCUGUAAAAACUACCAGUCCUGCAACUUUAAAUCACACUGACGUUGAUCCUGAAGUUACAAAUGCACGGCAAUCAGGCACCACUCCAGCAGCUACCGUAAAAGAAAAAUUCGGCAAUAGUUAUGAAAUGGAUGUGGAUGGUGUAGAAACCAAUAAUCCGAAGCUUCAGUUCUCUUUUUCUCCAGCAGUGCAGACAAGUAGUAGUAUUGGUCAACAUAAUGCACCUGCUAAAAUUGCUCAACCUCCCAACCGCAGCUUAUCGAACAGGCCGGAUAAAACGCUUUCCACUAUCGUAAAAGUAAAACACAAAAAGGACAAUGGUUUGCCGAUGGCAUGGCGAAAGGAGCUGUAUGGUACAAAACCCGGAUCGGCUCAGGCGAGAUUAGAAAACUUACGUGCAGCUUUGCAAAAAGAGGUAGAAGAGAAAAAUAUAUCCAAAGCCGCCUCGAGCAUACCAAUUAAGCGCCCUGCGGAACGGAAAAGUCCAUUAGGAGAAAAAGUAAUAUUACCUCCUAGCGCUAGCCAGGCUAGCUCGGCCUCUGUCAGUACCUUAACAGCUAGCAGUGCUGUUCCGGAAGCGGCAAUCGUAAAGCACUCCGCUGCUGAUCCUAAAGUUUCGGUUGUGCAACAAACUAGCGUUGCUCCAGCUACUUCCAACAGAAUAGAUAAACUCGAAGAUAGCUUUGACAUGGAUGUGGAUGAAACGAACAGUCCGGAGCCGGAGAAUUCUUUUCCUCCAGCAGUGCAGACUAGUUCGAAAUGCAUGGAAUUUGACAGCUUGUUGGAUUCAAAAAUGAGUGAUGCAAACGUAAACGAUUUUACAAAAAUAGCCGAAGUGGUAAAACAGGACACUAUGAAGAGCAACACGUCAGAGGAAGCGAAUGACGAUUCGCACAGAAUUGCAUCCGAUUUGAAGACCAAGUACAAAGAUGGACUGUCUGCGUUUUCAAGCUACUUUUAUUGUGUAAUUGACACCAACAUCUUUAUCGAAUAUUACAACGAUUUUCAGAAUUUCCUGUCAAGAAAAUACUCGGGAAGUCAACCGAUCGUAGUCGUACCGUACAAGGUGCUGCACGAAUUGGACAUCGUGAAGCAUAAAAAGCCGCAAUUGGGGCCAAAAAUUACACCGGUAGUAAAAUUUCUCCAUCAAAUGCUACGCGCCAAGGACGCUCGAGUGAAGGGACAGCAUCCGUGGGACGAUACAAUCGAGCUAAUGCCAGUGCACUCGCCGGACGAUUCGAUCAUAAACUGUGCAUUGCAGGUACAAUCGGUAGCCGCUAGUGAUAAUGUUAAGGUAGUGUUAGUAUCAAAUGAUUGCAAUAUGCUAACGAAAGCGUUGGUAGCAACUUUAAACUCCUGUACAAUGGAAGAACUUCAAGCGGAUUAUAAAUUCUGA
Anopheles marshallii is the source of this 1845-nucleotide messenger RNA. RefSeq lists its product as uncharacterized. The coding region runs from base 1 to 1845 and encodes 614 amino acids. Gene Ontology annotation, cellular component: nucleus. The transcript is spliced from 3 exons. NCBI's taxonomy places the organism in Eukaryota, Metazoa, Arthropoda, Insecta, Diptera, Culicidae. The record is from RefSeq and is a predicted model, not a curated record.